GCCUGUUUGAUCUAGCCUGAAACAUACAAAUCAAUCAUGAAGCCCGUGUUAUCACGAAAUUGCACGCCAUUUCCAAAUGCGUAUUUGAUCUAGCCUGAAACAUACAAAUUUAUCAUAAUUCACAUCUGCAGGAAUAUGUUGUAUAAAACAGUCACACGCUAACUAACGAAACUAUUCUGGUGUAUUGCCGCUCUGCAUUAAAAUGGUGACAUUUCGCAUUGCAAUUCUUGCCUUGGUGUUUGCAGUCGAUCAUGCCCUUGGGGCAAAGUACAGGAUUUUUGCACCAAGGCUUUUUAAAGUCACAUGGGAGCAAGCCAGACGAAAUUGCCAAAAUAUUGGAAUUGGAUGGGACCUUGUGAAGAUUCAGAGCAGGUCUGAGGACCUGCUGGUUAAAGACAUGCUCAAGUGCGAGAGAGCAUUAGGAAAUAACCAGGGUUGGUUCAUAGGAGGAAUAAGCAAAAAUGGAAAAUGGACUUACGCGGAUGGAUCCCGUAUGACAUACACGGCCUUUGGAAGAAGAGAUAGGCAGCAAUCCUUUGUAACCAAGUCCAGACAGGGGACGGUCAUCAACUACGCCGCCAUAUUUCAUUCCGACUUAGCGUGGGAUUACCUCACAACGCACGAUCGGAACUCAAUGGGAUAUGUUUGUGAAGCUCAAUAUUGUUAAUUACAAUUAAAACAAUGCAUUGACGCAAAUUGUUAAGAAACCUUACGGUAAAUAAAAAUAUAUACAUUUCCAA
Ostrea edulis (European flat oyster) is the source of this 740-nucleotide messenger RNA. RefSeq lists its product as uncharacterized. The transcript has 4 exons. Bases 203 to 667 code for a protein of 154 amino acids. The record is from RefSeq and is a predicted model, not a curated record. Lineage: Eukaryota; Metazoa; Mollusca; Bivalvia; Ostreida; Ostreidae.